Fonsecaea pedrosoi CBS 271.37 is the source of this 303-nucleotide messenger RNA. RefSeq lists its product as uncharacterized. The record is from RefSeq and is a predicted model, not a curated record. NCBI's taxonomy places the organism in Eukaryota, Fungi, Ascomycota, Eurotiomycetes, Chaetothyriales, Herpotrichiellaceae. The transcript is spliced from 3 exons. Bases 1 to 303 code for a protein of 100 amino acids.
AUGGCUUCUCCCAAGGUCGAUUGGCUUGUCUUGAUUCCUGACAAUGAAGGCGCUUUGGAGAAGCGGCUGAAGGCAAGGCCUGAACAUAUGGAUGGUCUCAAGCCACGUGUCGACAGCGGAGCCUGGGUGCUGGGAGGAGCAACCUUGAGCACUCCGCCACGCGACGGCGAGGAUAAAAAGUAUACCGGCAGUUGCAUUGUGGCCAGAGCCUCGUCUCGUGAAGAGGUCCUCGAAGAGAUCCGCAGGGAUGUUUACGCGAAAGAAGGAGUCUGGAAUCUCGAGAAGGUUUGCGAAUCUCUAUGA